Messenger RNA from Sus scrofa (pig), 2150 nucleotides. It is a transcript of the gene RAG2, whose product is annotated as recombination activating 2. Lineage: Eukaryota; Metazoa; Chordata; Mammalia; Artiodactyla; Suidae. Gene Ontology annotation, molecular function: sequence-specific DNA binding; protein binding. Gene Ontology annotation, biological process: V(D)J recombination. Gene Ontology annotation, cellular component: DNA recombinase complex; nucleus. The record is from RefSeq and is a predicted model, not a curated record.
GAAAAAAAAAAAAAAAGGUCACAGUCAGUUACUCCCGUUAGAUCAGUGCUCACUAGAACAUCUGUAGGCACACACACACUCUCUUUACUGUCGUCCUUCUGCUCACCACGGUCAGAGUGAGCAGUCAGUGAGUCUUCCCACGUGCUGACACUUAACACUUGGUUUAGCGGCAAAGACUCAGAGAAGGGUGAGCAGCCCCUCUGGCCUUCAGAUAAAAAAAGAGCUACCCACUGUCAGAAAAUGUCACUACAGAUGAUAACAGUUGGUAAUAACAUGGCCUUAAUUCAGCCAGGCUUCUCAUUGAUGAAUUUUGAUGGGCAAAUCUUCUUCUUUGGCCAAAAAGGCUGGCCCAAGAGGUCCUGCCCCACUGGAGUUUUUCAUUUUGAUGUAAAGCAUAACCAUCUCAAACUGAAGCCUGCACUUUUCUCUAAGGAUUCCUGCUACCUUCCUCCUCUCCGCUACCCAGCCACUUGCACAUUCAAAAGCAGCUUAGAGUCUGAAAAACAUCAGUACAUCAUCCAUGGAGGGAAAACACCAAAUAAUGAGCUUUCGGAUAAGAUUUAUGUCAUGUCUGUGGUUUGCAAGAACAACAAAAAAGUUACUUUUCGCUGCAGAGAGAAAGACUUGGUAGGAGAUGUUCCUGAAGGCAGAUAUGGUCAUUCCAUUGAUGUCGUGUAUAGUCGAGGGAAAAGUAUGGGUGUUCUCUUUGGAGGACGGUCAUACAUCCCUUCUGCUCAAAGAACCACAGAAAAAUGGAAUAGUGUAGCUGACUGCCUGCCCCACAUUUUCUUGGUAGAUUUUGAAUUUGGUUGCUCUACAUCAUACAUUCUUCCAGAACUUCAAGAUGGGCUAUCUUUUCAUGUCUCCAUUGCCAGAAAUGAUACCAUUUAUAUUUUAGGAGGACACUCACUUGCCAAUAACAUCCGUCCUGCCAAUCUAUAUAAAAUAAGGGUUGAUCUCCCCCUGGGUAGCCCAGCUGUGACUUGCACAGUCCUGCCAGGAGGAAUCUCUGUCUCCAGUGCAAUCCUGACUCAAACGAGCAGUGAUGAAUUUGUUAUUGUUGGUGGCUAUCAGCUUGAAAAUCAAAAAAGAAUGGUCUGCAACAUCAUCUCUUUCAAGGACAACAAGAUAGGAAUUCAUGAGAUGGAAACUCCAGAUUGGACCCCAGAUAUUAAGCACAGCAAGAUAUGGUUUGGAAGCAACAUGGGAAAUGGAACCGUUUUCCUUGGCAUACCAGGAGACAAUAAACAGGCUCUUUCAGAAGCAUUCUAUUUCUAUACAUUGAAAUGUACUGAAGACGAUGUGAACGAAGAUCAAAAAACAUUCACAAAUAGUCAGACAUCAACAGAAGAUCCAGGGGACUCCACUCCCUUUGAAGACUCAGAAGAAUUUUGUUUCAGUGCAGAAGCAAAUAGUUUUGAUGGUGAUGAUGAAUUUGACACCUAUAACGAAGAUGAUGAGGAAGAUGAGUCUGAGACGGGCUACUGGAUUACAUGCUGCCCUACUUGUGAUAUGGAUAUCAACACUUGGGUACCAUUUUAUUCAACUGAGCUCAACAAACCUGCCAUGAUCUACUGCUCUCAUGGAGAUGGGCAUUGGGUCCAUGCCCAGUGCAUGGAUCUGGCAGAACACACACUCAUCCAUCUGUCAGAAGGAAGCAGCAAGUAUUACUGCAAGGAGCAUGUGGAGAUAGCAAGAGCACUGCAAACCCCCAAAAGAGUUUUACCCUUAAAAAAGCCUCCACUGAAAUCCCUCCACAAAAAAGGUUCUGGGAAAAUUAUUACCCCUGCCAAGAAAUCCUUUCUUAGAAGAUUAUUCGAUUAGUUUCACAAAAGCUUUUCUGAUCCAAGUGCAUCAGGUUUUUAAACAUAUUUUCAAGAAUCCUGACAAUGAUAAAAAUUAUAUUCUUAUUUUUGUUAUUGAAAAUAUCUGUUUUCUUUUAGUUAUAUGAAUUAAGUUCCAGAGAAAAGUCUUAUAAUGCAAUACAAAAUACAGUCAUUGUGUUUAGACUUAUAUAGGACCUAUAAUAUUUUGAAAAUUCUUUACUCAAAGGAUCUUCAGUGAGUAUUUUUGAUCUGAAUUUCUUUGUUCAAGGAAUGUUCAACACUGAGACAGUAGUAAUAACUAAUGUAUGCUUAUGUCCAUUAUAU